Messenger RNA from Necator americanus (New World hookworm), 1347 nucleotides. RefSeq lists its product as uncharacterized. Bases 1 to 1347 code for a protein of 448 amino acids. Lineage: Eukaryota; Metazoa; Nematoda; Chromadorea; Rhabditida; Ancylostomatidae. Gene Ontology annotation, biological process: proteolysis. Gene Ontology annotation, cellular component: mitochondrion. The record is from RefSeq and is a predicted model, not a curated record. Gene Ontology annotation, molecular function: manganese ion binding; metalloaminopeptidase activity. The transcript has 11 exons.
AUGCUGCAGCGACGUUUCUCGCUGGCAACUUCCACAUAUCGAGCGUUGGAACGUAUUUCGGCCGAAGAGUAUGCGGGUCGUAGGAAACGUCUUGUCGAAAGCGUCCGGAAAAUCGCAGGACAGACAGAUCGUGACUUGAUCGUUUUGCUAAAAGGAGCUAAGCGAUCCUACAUUGCACCAGAUGUGCCAGGAAUUUACAGACAAUGUAGUCAUUUUAGGUACUUAAGCGGGGUUACUAUUCCCAACUGCUAUUUUCUGAUACAUGCUCCCAAAGGUGGACGUCCGCUAAAUCCCAUAUUGUUCAUGGACAAGAGAAGUGCCUAUGAAGAGUUAUGGGAAGGAGCUCUUCCGAGUGAAUCAACGCUCGAACGUACUGCGGGUUUUGUGGAUUUAUUGCCCACAAAGAAGAUCACAGAGGUCCUUGGUAAAAUGAUCUCACUGGAUUCUACAUUGUUCUUUGAAACUAGUGAAUGGGUUGGUACAGAGGUCCACAACAUGCGUGCACAAUUUGGAGCUGUCCAUGGUGUCAAGUUUCAUAUCGAUCAGUUGCGUUUAGUUAAGUCUCCAGCUGAAGUGCAAUCUAUGAGGGAUGUUUGCAAAUUGGGAUCCGAGAUGAUGUCUUCGACAAUUGCUGGAUGUAGGGGAUUUGAGAGUGAAGCUGCCAUUGUUGGACUACUGGAAUUCGAAGGGCGUAGACGUGGUGCAGAAAUGCUCGCUUAUCCUCCGGUUGUAGCUGCUGGUGCAAGAGCCAACAUAAUCCACUAUUUGGAAGCGAAUCAUCGAAUUACGAAAGGUGAAUGCAUACUAAUGGAUGCUGGUUGUGAUCUCAACGGAUAUGUUUCCGACAUAACGAGGUGCUUCCCAAUUUCUGGGAGUUUUACACCUGCUCAACGCAUUCUAUAUGAUGGGUUACUUCAUGUGCAUGAGCAACUAUUGGCAUACGCUAAUGACACGGAGAAGGUCCGGCUUAGUUAUUUGUACAGUCGCAUGAUCGAUCUCAUUGCAUCUAUAAUUCUGGAGAUUGGUCUUCUUCCUCAGUCAACAGAUAGAAAACAGCUGCUUGAUACGGCAGAGUCGUUAUGUCCGCAUCAUGUUAGCCACUAUCUUGGGAUGGAUGUCCACGAUUGUACAACCGUCUCUCGGGAUGUUGAUGUCCCAAUAGGAACCGUGUUCACAAUCGAACCGGGCCUCUACAUUCCCAUAAACUCAACAUUCCCUAAAGAAUUCCAAGGUAUAGGAUUCAGGAUAGAAGAUGAUGUGGUGAUAGCAAAGGAAGGGAUAGAAGUGCUUUCUGAUGCUGUUCCCCGUGACGCCAGUGAAAUAGAGUACCUCUUGCGAUCUCAGUGA